CUCAAGAAGCAAAUGUUCCUGAAACUGAAAUGUUUGAUCUAGCAAAUGUAAAGAAAGAUCCUGGAAUGCGAAGAGCAAUUGAUGAAUUUAGUACCCCACAGAUUAGAGAUAAAAUGAGAUGGGCAUAUUUGUCGAGAGGUCCGAGUCGUUUGCUUGGUCAUAAUUUUCGCAAAACCAAAUUUGGUCCGGAUUGGCGGUCAUUUCUAGAUGCAUGGUAUACCAAAUACGAUUGGCUAGAGUAUAGUGUGGAGAAGGAUGCUGCAUAUUGUUUUUAUUGUUUUCUUUUCAAAUCUUCAAGUAACAGUUCACAAUUUGGACAUGAUGUUUUCACAAAGUCGGGGUUUAGAAAUUGGAAGAAAGCAUCGGAAAAUUUCAAGUCUCAUGUGGGAGGACCAUCUAGUAUUCACAACAAUGCAAGAAGUAAUUGUGAAGAUUUCAGAAAUAAGAAGCAAAGUGUGGCAUAUGCUAUCACAUCUCAAGAGGAGAAAUCACAUGUUGAUUAUGAAAUUCGUUUGAGGGCUGUUGUCGGUGUUGUACGGUUUCUUAUUGAACAAGGUCUAGCUUUUCGUGGGCAUGAUGAGUCUAGCACUUCUAGGAACAAGGGUAAUUUCCGUGAGUUGUUGGAUUGGUAUGGCGCAAGAUGCAAGGAGGUAGCGGAUGUGAUCAAUGAAAAUGCUCCUGGCAAUUGUCAAUUGACAUCUCAUGAAAUCCAACAAGAUAUAUCACAAGCAUGUGCGGAAGAGACUAUGGAAGUCAUAAUGAGUGAGGUUGAAAAUGCUAGCUUCUCUCUACUUGUUGAUGAGUCUCGUGAUGUAUCGGUUAAAGAGCAAAUGGCCGUGAUGGUGAGGUGAGUGCCUCUUGUAAGAAGAAAUAUGCGUUGUUGCAAAAGCAUCAUGAUCAUAUGGUAUCACUGCUAGA
Lolium rigidum is the source of this 918-nucleotide messenger RNA. Its product is annotated as zinc finger MYM-type protein 1-like. The coding region runs from base 30 to 851 and encodes 273 amino acids. The transcript is spliced from 2 exons. The record is from RefSeq and is a predicted model, not a curated record. Lineage: Eukaryota; Viridiplantae; Streptophyta; Magnoliopsida; Poales; Poaceae.